ACAGCUCCUCGACAAUGGAGCUGUCUUGGAGUGCUGUCUUUUCUGGGCUCCUCCUAAGUGUCCCGUGCUGGGGUGCAGACUGGGGAUCUGAUAGAAACUUCAUUUCCGCCGCGGGUCCUCUCACCGACGCCUCGCUGCACAGCCUGGGCAGUCCGCUGGGAACCCGGGGCUCCGAUUCUGCAGCCGGGGACAAGGACAUUCAUGCAUGCCGCCAGCCUCUGCCCGCCGUCCUGCCAGAGUACCUGGGCAGCCUCCGUGACAGUAAGGUCACCCAUUACAAAGUGUUCCUGUCGUGGGCACAGCUGCUCCCUGCGGGGAGCGCCGGGAGCCCGGACGAGGCGGCAGCGCGGUGCUACCGCGCGCUGCUGGCGGCCGUGGUCGCUGCGGGGCUGCAGCCGCUGGUCGUGCUGCACGGCCGGGGCCUCCCCGCCCGCACCGGCCCGGGCGCCGCAGAUGCCUUCGCCGACCGCUUCGCAGACUACGCCGCGUUCGCCUUCCGCUCCUUUGGGGACCUGGCUGGCGUCUGGUUCACCUUCAGUGACCUGGAGGGCGCGAUGACGGAGCUCGCCCACCGGGGGUCCAGAGCUUCGCGUCUCCAGGCGCUCGCCGACGCCCACAGGAAAGUCUACGAGAUCUACCACGAACGAUUCGCCUCUCGGGGCGGAAAACUCUCUGUCGUCCUGCGAGCUGAAGAGAUCCCGGAGUUCCUGCUGGACGCCCCCACAGCUGCACUUACCCAGGACUCGGUCGAUUUCCUCUCUCUCGAUUUGUCUUACGAAUGCCAAAAUGAGGCGAGUCUGCUGCAGAAGCUGCGUAAAUUGCAGACGAUUGAGCCAAAAGUGAAAGUUUUCAUCUUCAACCUCAAACUCCAGGACUGCCCCUCCAGCAGGAAGAGCCCAGACAGGCUCCUCUUCAGCCUUCUCGAAGCCAUAAAUAAUGACCAAGUGCUCACCCUUGGGUUUGAUAUUGAGGAAUUCCUGAGUUGUUCAUCAAGUUCCAAGAAAAGCGUGUCGUGUUCUCUGCCUGACAGCCUGAGCCUCGGGACGGACCAGCCGCAGGGCCAGGAGGUGGCGGCCGUCUCCUCGCCCCCGGGCUCUGCCUACCAGAGCGUCUGGGGAAGGUUUGCCAACCAGUCCAGCGCAGAGAGGGACGCCUUCCUGCAGGGCGUCUUCCCCGAGGCCUUCCUCUGGGGUGUCUCCACGGCAGCCUUUAGCGUGGAGGGCGGCUGGGCCGAGGGCGGGAGAGGGCCAAGCGUCUGGGACCGGUUUGGGCUCCUGAACGCCACCAGGGGCCGAGCGACACCGGAGGUGGCCAGCGACAGCUACCACAAGGCGGCCUCUGACGUGGCCCUGCUUCGUGGCCUCCGGGCUCAGGUGUACAAGUUCUCCAUCUCCUGGUCCCGGCUCUUCCCCACGGGGCGUGGGACCAGCCCCAGCCCCGCCGGCGUCGCCUACUACGACAAGCUUAUUGACCACUUGCUGGACUCGGGCAUCCAGCCCAUGGCCACGCUGUUCCACUGGGACCUGCCGCAGGCCCUGCAGGAUCUCGGUGGGUGGCAGGACGAGAGCGUGGUGGAUGCCUUCCUGGACUACGCGGCCUUCUGCUUCUCCGCUUUUGGGGACCGCGUGAAGCUGUGGGUGACCUUCCACGAGCCCUGGGUGAUGAGCUACGCAGGCUACGGCACCGGCCAGCACGCUCCGGGCAUCUCUGACCCCGGGGUGGCCUCUUUUAAGGUGGCUCACUUGGUCCUCAAGGCGCAUGCCAGGACUUGGCACCACUACAAUGACCACCACCGCCCGCAGCAGCAGGGGCGCGUGGGCAUCGUGCUGAACUCAGACUGGGCAGAGCCCCUGUCUCCAGAGAAGCCUGAGGACCUGAGAGCCGCGGAGCGCUUCCUGCACUUCAUGCUGGGCUGGUUUGCGCACCCUAUCUUUGUGGAUGGAGACUACCCCGCCGUCCUGAGGGCCCGGGUCCAGCAGAUGAACAAACAGUGCCCCGGCCCGGUGGCCCAGCUCCCUGAGUUCACGGAGGCAGAGAAGCGGCUCCUAAAAGGCUCAGCCGAUUUUCUAGGUCUGUCUCAUUACACCUCCCGCCUCAUCAGCAAGGCCGAGCAAGACACCUGCACCCCUGGCUACGAUGCCAUCGGAGGCUUCUCCCAACACGUGGACCCUGCAUGGCCCCAGACCUCGUCCUCUUGGAUCCGUGUGGUGCCCUGGGGUAUAAGGAGGCUGUUGCAGUUUGUAUCCUUGGAAUACACAAGAGGAAACGUGCCAAUAUACCUGGCCGGGAAUGGCAUGCCCAUAGGGGAAGGUGAAGACCUCCUUGAGGAUUCCUUGAGAAUCGACUACUUCAACCAGUACAUCAACGAGGUGCUCAAGGCUAUCAGGGAGGACUCCGUGGACGUUCGCUCUUACAUUGCUCGUUCCCUCAUCGACGGCUUCGAAGGCCCCUCUGGUUACAGCCAGAGGUUUGGGCUGCACCACGUCGACUUCAGCGACAGCAGCAAGCCGAGGACGCCCAGGAAGUCCGCCUACUUUCUCACCAGCAUCAUUGAAAAGAAUGGUUUCCUCACCAAGGCAGUGAAAACGCCGCCGCCGCCGCCACCACCGAAAACAGCCAACUUUCCCUCCAAAAUCAAAGGCUUCGCUGUUCCAUCUGAGGUGCCCUCCAAGGCUAAAGUCGUUUGGGAGAAGUUCUCCAACCAACCCAAGUUUGAAAGGGACCUGUUCUACCACGGCACGUUCCGGGACGACUUUCUGUGGGGCGUGUCCUCCUCGGCCUAUCAGGUCGAGGGAGCGUGGGACGCUGACGGCAAAGGCCCCAGCAUUUGGGAUAACUUCACCCACAGCCCGGGGAGCAACGUGAAGGAAAACGCCACCGGGGACAUAGCCUGCGACAGCUACCACCAGCUGGAUGCCGACCUGAACAUGCUUCGCGCCUUGAGGGUCCAGGCCUACCGCUUCUCUCUCUCCUGGUCCCGGAUCUUCCCAACGGGCAGAAACAGUUCCAUCAACAGUCACGGGGUUGAUUACUACAACAGGCUCAUCGACGGCUUGGUGGCCAGCAACAUCACCCCCAUGGUGACACUGUUCCACUGGGACCUGCCCCAGGCCCUCCAGGACAUCGGCGGCUGGGACAACCCUUCCCUGAUCGAGCUGUUCGACAGCUACGCAGACUUCUGUUUCCAGACCUUCGGUGACAGAGUCAAGUUCUGGAUGACCUUCAAUGAGCCCGCGUACCAGGCCUGGCUGGGUUACGGCUCGGGGGAGCUGGCCCCGGGUGUGAAGGAUCCCGGCUGGGGGCCCUACAGGGUUGCCCACGCGGUCAUCAAAGCUCACGCCAGGGCCUACCGCACUUACGACGGGAAGUACAGGCAGACGCAGAAGGGGGUCGUCUCGCUGAGCCUCAGCGCCCACUGGGCGGAGCCCAAGUCGCCGGGGGUCCCGAGAGACGUGGAGGCGGCCGACCGAAUGCUGCAGUUCUCCCUGGGCUGGUUCGCCCACCCCAUUUUUAGAAACGGAGACUACCCCGACGCCAUGAAGUGGAAAGUGGGGAACAGGAGUGAACUCCAACAUUUAGCCACCUCCCGCCUGCCGAGCUUCACCGAGGAAGAGAAGAGCUACGUGAGGGCCACGGCCGACGUCUUCUGCCUCAACACCUACUACUCCAAAAUCGUGCAGCACAAAACCCCCCGGCUGAACCCCCCCUCCUAUGAAGAUGACCAGGAGAUGGCCGAGGAGGAGGACCCCUCCUGGCCUUCCACGGCCAUGGGCGGAGCCGUGCCCUGGGGGAUGCGGAGGCUGCUGAACUGGAUCAAGGAGGAGUACGGUGACGUCCCCAUCUACAUCACGGAAAACGGGGUGGGGCUGACAAACCCGAGGCUGGAGGACACCGACAGGAUAUUCUACCACAAGACCUACAUCAACGAAGCUUUGAAAGCCUACAGGCUCGAUGGCGUAGACCUCCGAGGGUACUCCACCUGGUCUCUGAUGGACAACUUUGAGUGGCUCCAUGGCUACACGGUCAAGUUUGGACUGCACCAUGUUGACUUCGAUAACGCGAACAGGCCUCGCACCGCAAGAGCCUCCGCCAGGUACUACACGGAGGUCAUCACCAACAACGGCAUGCCGCUGCCCAGGGAGGACGAGUUUCUGUACGGGCAGUUUCCCGAGGGCUUCAUCUGGAGUGCGGCUUCUGCUGCGUAUCAGAUCGAAGGUGCGUGGAGAGGGCAGAUGCGCAGAAAGGACUCGAGCUGUUUGGAGCACGUUGCUCACACGCCACUGAGGGUGGAGAACGAUGACGUCGGAGACGUGGCCUGCGGCAGUUACCACAGAUCGACGAGACGUGCGUGGCGCCUGCCGGACACCUGGCGUCUGCCCCACUAUCGCGCCUUUUCUGUCUCCGUGGACCGCUUGCCUGAUGGAACUACUGAUCUACCUUUGUCACAGGUGACCAUUUACCACUGGGACCUGCCCCAGGCGCUCCAGGAUGUGGGAGGCUGGGAGAAUGAGACCAUCGUGCAGCGAUUUAAGGAGUACGCAGAUGUGCUCUUCCAGAGGCUGGGAGACAAGGUGAAGUUUUGGAUCACACUGAAUGAGCCCUAUGUCAUUGCCAACCAGGGCUAUGGCUACGGGACAGCAGCUCCAGGAAUCUCCUUCAGGCCUGGCACUGCACCCUACAUUGCUGGCCACAACCUAAUCAAGGCACAUGCCGAGGCCUGGCAUCUGUACAAUGAUGUGUACCGUGCCAGUCAGGGUGGCGUGAUUUCCAUCACCAUCAGCAGUGACUGGGCUGAACCCAGAGACCCCUCCAACCAGGAGGAUGUGGAGGCAGCCAGGAGAUACGUUCAGUUUAUGGGAGGCUGGUUUGCACAUCCCAUUUUCAAGAACGGAGACUACAACGAGGUGAUGAAGACACGCGUCCGUGACAGGAGCUUGGCCGCAGGCCUCAGCAAGUCCCGGCUGCCGGAAUUCACCGAGAGUGAGAAGAGGAGGAUCAACGGCACCUACGACUUUUUCGGGUUCAACCACUACACCACCGUCCUGGCCUACAACCUCGACUAUCCCACCGCCAUCUCUUCCUACGACGCAGACAGGGGAGUUGCCUCCAUCGCAGAUCGCUCUUGGCCGGACUCUGGCUCCUUCUGGCUGAAGGUGACACCUUUUGGCUUCAGGAGGAUCCUGAACUGGCUAAAGGAGGAGUACAACAACCCUCCGAUCUAUGUGACCGAGAACGGGUUUUCCCAGCGGGGAGAAACAGACCUCAACGACACUGCAAGGAUCUACUACCUCCGCUCUUACAUCAACGAGGCCCUCAAAGCUGUGCAGGAUAAGGUGGACCUCCGAGGAUACACGGUUUGGAGUGUGAUGGACAACUUCGAGUGGGCCACGGGCUUCUCAGAGAGAUUUGGUCUGCAUUUUGUGAACUACACUGACCUUUCUCUGCCAAGGGUCCCCAAAGCAUCAGCCAAGUUCUACGCCUCUGUAGUCCGGUGCAAUGGCUUCCCUGACCCCGCUGCAGGGCCUCACCCCUGCCUCCAACAGCCGGAAGAUGCCGCACCCACCCUCAGCCCCAUGCGAGGGGAGGUUCAGUUCCUGGGGCUGACGCUCGGCACCGCAGCAGCAGAGACCGCUUUGUAUGUUCUCUUUUCUCUUGUGCUUCUUGGAGCCUGUGGCUUGGCAUUUCUGUCAUGCCUGCACUGCAAGAGCUCCAAGCAACGGAAAACACAGCCAAGCCAACAGGAGUUGAGCCCUGUUUCUUCAUUCUGACAAGUUACCGCCUCCUCAAGUUCUGUGAAGCAGGCCUCGCUCCUUUACAUGCCUUUGCUGGCCACAAAACUCCUAGGGUCUUGGAUUCUGCCUGUAUUCAACUUCUCCGUAAAGGCCUGAUUAAAAUGAAAAUAAUCUGCAUUUUGCCCCGGUAUCAGAGUUCAUUUGGGUAUUUGAGGAGACAGCAGGUGGCUCUUCCGGAAAUGUGCAGAUCCGGAACUGAUCAGGUGCGUCUGUGAACCACUUAAUUGACUGGGCUGUUGUAAGCUUCAGCCUUGUUAAAGGUGGAAUUGUGAGUAAAAACCAUAAAACCUUUGUAUAAACCUUUCCUAAACCUUUCUGUAAGAAAUCAACUCCACUGCGUAGACGGACUGCAAUAUCAUCUCCUGCCCUUCUUCAGGCUCUGCCCAGCCUCAUACCUUGUUUCUCAGAAAAUAAAAACAGUUCUGUAACUGUGUCCCAUAUCCCAUGGUUGCUGCUUCUUGAGAGAGUAGGCUCGGCAGCAGUUAAGUCACACAAGACAUCUGGGGCUCCUACUAAGCUUUCCCACCAGACCAAGACUUUCUGCUUACAUUAUAUUCCCUGAAGCAGAUACCACAACAUGCAGAAAGAGGUGGCCUUCACACAAUCCUUUGUUCUCCAUCCCUUAAACACUCCCACUGCCACCCCUUAUGCUGUCCCCAGCUCUCCCACCUAUCAGACAAAUUCUAAGGACCUGAGCAUGGCCCGCA
Molecule: messenger RNA, 6499 nt
Organism: Microcebus murinus (gray mouse lemur)
Lineage: Eukaryota; Metazoa; Chordata; Mammalia; Primates; Cheirogaleidae
Source: RefSeq, a predicted model, not a curated record